Molecule: messenger RNA, 2961 nt
Organism: Canis lupus familiaris (dog)
Lineage: Eukaryota; Metazoa; Chordata; Mammalia; Carnivora; Canidae
Product: histone H2B type 1-C/E/F/G/I
Exons: 2
Coding region: 29-409 (126 amino acids)
Cellular component (GO): nucleosome
Molecular function (GO): structural constituent of chromatin; DNA binding; protein heterodimerization activity
Source: RefSeq, a predicted model, not a curated record
UCUCUUCUCCGGAGAAAGCCGAGUCGGUAUGCCCGAGCCCGCCAAGUCCGCGCCGGCCCCGAAGAAGGGCUCCAAGAAGGCGGUGACCAAGGCGCAGAAGAAGGACGGCAAGAAGCGCAAGCGCAGCCGCAAGGAGAGCUACUCGGUGUACGUGUACAAGGUGCUGAAGCAGGUGCACCCCGACACGGGCAUCUCGUCCAAGGCCAUGGGCAUCAUGAACUCGUUCGUCAACGACAUCUUCGAGCGCAUCGCGGGCGAGGCGUCGCGCCUGGCGCAUUACAACAAGCGCUCGACCAUCACGUCCAGGGAGAUCCAGACGGCCGUGCGCCUGCUGCUGCCCGGGGAGCUGGCCAAGCACGCCGUGUCCGAGGGCACCAAGGCCGUCACCAAGUACACCAGCUCCAAGUAAACGUGCCAAGUAAGCGUCUCCUUCCCAACCCCAAAGGCUCUUUUCAGAGCCACGCAUGCUUUCAACAAAUGAGCUAUAAUGCUUUCUAAAAACUAUUCUCAAAUGCACCCUAAUCAAGUUUACUCUAAGAUCGAUACAUCGCUACGGCUCUAUAAUUUUCUCUUAGGAUUGCGUAGCAAGGAUGCCACAAUUCCCGGUCGAUAACCAUACCCAUCAUAAAUUGAGCGCUCGCUAUGCCCAAAACCGGUUCUGUACAACCAUUAUUCCUUAGUUUCACAACACUAAACCUCAAUUUUAAAUGAAAAUGCCAUUUCAAGUGUACAGCUCUCCUUCCUGUGCGCAGGCUCCAAAUUCAUCGUGACAUUCAAGGACUUGGGUAAGAACGGUUUCCCCAGAGCACAAAGCAUGCUGUAAAAACUGUUUUGCUCAGAGCUUUUCUUUUCCUUUUCAGCAUAUAGAUAUGCAAUAAUGAAAACGAGCUUAAGACAACAUGAGUUUUCAUGGAAAUCUUACACAGGCUUUUCUGGCUUGCUAGCUUUGCAAUAAUGCCCAUUUCUGCUGGUGGGGGAGGUAGGGUGGGGAUCAGGGAGGAGGAGUCUGUGCUGUAUCCUAAAGGCGCAGACAGACAGGAAAGGGAACCUGUCCUGACUUGGAAGGGCUUUCAAAUCCUGUCAGCUACUAUAGCUUCUCUCCUACAAAGUCCUAUUGCAUUGCCGGUCUUCUUCCAGCAUCCUUAGCUGGGAAGACCCCAGGGUCACAAGAGAGAAGCCCACUACUCAAUCCCAUAAAGUGUCUGACUGGAGAGGCAAAAGUUACCCCAGGACUGAGGCCCCCUUUCCUCCCCUGGCCCCUUGCCCCGUGUCCCUGAGAGGCGAGGACUGAGAGGAGGUAGAAAGGGAAAGAAAGCCCUUCCCGGGAGGAUGUGGCUUCUGCUGCACAAGGUCAGAUGGCAUAAAGGGUUUCUGCUGCUGCUGGGAAUGGAUUAUUGUGGGGAAAAGAAAUCUGGGGGAAAAAGCUGGGGAGCUGGGAGGAACUGGCCAGGGGGUAAGCAGUCAACAGUUGAGAGUUCACCCAAGAAAACGGAUGAGAUUAUCUUUCCAGGUGUAGCUGACACACUCACCGGUUCCAUCCUCAGGGUAGAAGGAUGAACUAGAAAUGAGCACACGACCAGACAGCACAUGGGCACCCCCACACACCCACUCGCCCAGAAGAUGGCAACAGUGUGUGCUCACCCUCCGUGCUGAGCAAGGUAGAUUGUGCCACCCACAAUUCCGACCACCACUCACUUGCUUCUGGCACUGACAUCACAGGGAUUCGGAAUACCCAGGCUGAGGAUUAACUCUGAGAUCUCCCAAGCUGGCUUUGUACCCCUGAGCACCCGCUCAAGGCAAAUACAAAUCCUCUCUGAAGGAAUAAGCUUCAUUUUUGGUCUCAGCAAAUCCUCCACACAUAAGAUAGCAAAGAAAAUGAAAGAGCAGCUUCACAACCAAAAUCAACACAGGAUUCAACAAGACAAUGUAACCAACAAGAAGAGAAGCACACAGUGGAAACAAAAGGAGUAAAAAGAAAAUGAACAGAUACAAACUUCAAGUUGCUAACUUGAAUAUCUUUAAAAAGGAAAAGGAAAACACUAAGUGAAAUAUGCUGAGGGAUUAAGAAUACAAAGAAUUUUCCAAAAAGAGUCGAAAGAACCAAAUACGACUUCCAGAAAUGAAGGUGUGGAUAUACACGUUAAUUUACAUUAAUCAUAUGAAAAUUAAAAUUAAAGGCUUGCUAAAUGGACCAAAAAAAUCAAUAGGCUCCAGAUGAAGAAUUUUCAUGAAUUCUGUAAGCAGACCUUAUUUAUCCAAAAUGCAGGGAGAGAAAUGUAAAAGUGAGUUUAAGAGAUCUGGAAUUAGUAGUAAAAUUGUCUGCCAUGUAUCUAAUCAUGGCACCACAAGAACAACCAGAGAGAUUGAUGCUGGUGUGAGCUUCCAAUGAUCAUGGCUGAGAAUUUUUCAGAGUUAAUGGAUUACUCAUGUAACUCAAAAUCAAUAAAAUAGGGUAAAACUCAUACACCAAAACGGACGUCACUCUGUCACACUGUGAACCAAACCCCAUAAAUUCUCCCAACAAAUGUAAAGCUAGUUUUCUAAUCUGUUCUGCUAGAUGGCAAUAGACUGAAGCACUGUUAUAAAUUCCUGAGAGUGGGAGGAUAAUUGGCAAAUAGAUUAUUUACAUGCACUUGAUAUCUAUCUGAUUACCAAAUUUUGCAAAACCUAAUCAAUAUGUGAUGAUUUAAUGGACUGUUACAUAUAGUACUAUCAUUAGCAGACCAGAAACUUUGAUAUUUUUUCCAAUAACUAUUUCUGUAACUAUUUUUAUCAUGGUAUUGUGUUAGUUAAUGUCACACGCUAUAUGCCAUGUUAAGGCAUCACCGUCAUUUUCUUCCUUUUCACUAAAGUGGCUUUAGUAGUUCCUGACUUGUUAAAAACCUGUUUGCUUGCAUGCAUGGAUAUGUAUAUAAUCUGUGUGUGUUGGUUAGUUUCCUUCUAAAUAUAUUUUUAAAGGUU